Molecule: messenger RNA, 2013 nt
Organism: Phytophthora infestans T30-4
Lineage: Eukaryota; Oomycota; Peronosporomycetes; Peronosporales; Peronosporaceae
Product: protein kinase, putative
Exons: 5
Coding region: 1-2013 (670 amino acids)
Biological process (GO): protein phosphorylation
Molecular function (GO): ATP binding; protein binding; protein kinase activity
Source: RefSeq, a predicted model, not a curated record
AUGGACGAAAACGAGCAGCGUCUGACUAUCAUACGGGAUUCCCUGCUCACGGAAAGUGUUUGUGACGGUGAGCCAAUGGUAAUACUCAAGUCCUCGACAGUCCCUGCCAAUGGUGCUUGUUCGGCUGCGCAAAGCAGAUAUAAUCUCUCGUGCUCCUGUCUUUCGGGCUUUACGAACACGACAGUGUGGGAUUUGUGCAUUCGCGCACCCGAUGCUGAGCCUAAAUCUCCGUUCCCGACAUCGAUCAGUGAGGGAAAUCCUGUUCAAGUGAGCUCGUUGACGAUGCUCGAAGUUCGUUCAGAUCUACUCACCUUCAAAAUACAAGGAGACGGAGACAACAGCAACCCUGUUCCAGUGAAUAUAGCAAAGGCUACGACAGAUGACGACAACCUGGCAAUUGUUCGGACUCAGGGCGUGUCGUCUCUCACUGAAGUAAAUCUAGCAGCCAACAAGAUUUCCAGUAUUUAUUCCAGCUUGCCAGGAUCCACCGCGGCUGUGAAUGCAAUGACUGAAAUCAAUUUGGCAAACAACAGCUUUACUGAAUUCCCGACCCAUUUGCUUCAGUUUCCAAAUCUCCAAAAGCUCGAUUUGAGUGGUAACCCCAUCACAAACUUGACUAUCACCAGCGACGAUCUUGCACUGCUUGAACAGCUUUCGAUGUUUCAAGUUGAUACCCCCGCCGGUGAAGAGGGUUGUGAUAAUGGUGAGCGACAGGAGGUGCACCACACAGAAUUUUGUGUUGUGAACAGCAUGAACACUUCUAACCCGAAGGUGGGAGCUGGAAAUUCCAAGGAAGACACAACCAAUUGGACGAUAUUCAUGCUGGUGGCUGCUUUUGGUGGAUGUCUUGUGGGUUUUCUGCUGUUCUUUGUGGCAACGAAAAUCAUACACCAUCAACAAGAGCGCCAGUCCAAGGCAGCCUCUUCUUCACCUGUGGUCGAGGAAGUCCAGACCUCGCGAGACGGUGACAGUACAACGAUCCAGGCGUUUUACAACUCGCUCCAUCCGACACUGUAUGCGGAGUUACUCAAAGACCCGGCGAUCAUACCAUUCCGACUGAAAUACAAAGAUCUCCAUGUGGGUCGCUGCAUCAGCAAGGGAGGCUUUGGACUCGUGUACGUGGGCAUGUACAAACAUCGACGUGUGGCCAUCAAGAAAAUUAUACGCGAGAAAUGUGAGAAGCUAUCUCAAAUCCGGAUGUUCAUUCGAGAGAUUACGCUCAUGGGAGCACUGAAACAUGAACGCAUCGUGGAAUUCAUCGGCGUUGCAUGGGAUUCUCUCCGAAACUUAAGUGCUGUGACGGAAUACAUGGAACGAGGUGAUUUACGAGAUGUUCUUCACAUUUUAAAGCACCGAGAAAGCACAGUCGACAAUGGACUAACGUGGCAAGACAGAAAACUCACCAUUGCACUUCACAUCGCAGAAGGACUCGCGUACAUGCACUCGCUGAAUCCCAAGGUCAUUCACCGUGAUCUCAAGUCCAAGAACGUGCUACUGAACAACGCCUAUGAGGCCAAACUCAGCGACUUUGGAGUAUCUCGAGAACGUCAAGUGGCUAACGUCGCUGACGUGCCUGGUCGAUUCAUGACUCCAGGUGUUGGUACGUCGUUUUGGAUUGCUCCAGAAGUCUUGUUGGGAAGAGAUUACGACGAACGAGCAGAUAUUUUCUCCUUUGGUGUCGUGCUCUCCGAGAUCGACACAGACGACUACCCAUACUGGAACUCUGGUACCCCAGCACAAGACAACCCCGACGAACGGCGUUCACAGGAAAAGAAAAUACUCGAGAAAGUGGCACUUGGCUCGUUGCGCCCGACAUUCUACAACGAUUGUCCGCCAGGAGUCUUAGCGCUGGCGUCAAGAUGUCUCGAAGGAAGGCCAACCAACCGACCAAGCGCAUCAGAAGUCGUGCUCACGAUCAAGGAACUGAUGCGCGAGAUGAACUUCGACCCCAAGUCUCAGCUGGAACCCGAACCAGAUCAAAUUGUCACGGAUGGCUUCCUCUCAAGAGCGUAA